Molecule: messenger RNA, 1917 nt
Organism: Oppiella nova
Lineage: Eukaryota; Metazoa; Arthropoda; Arachnida; Sarcoptiformes; Oppiidae
Source: the annotation of a GenBank genome assembly
AUGCGCGGUCUUUACCUGAUUACCAACGACGAUCCAAUCCAAUUAUUAUUAGAAAAACUCGAAGCUACUUUAAGCACUAAGCAAGUCGCUAUUCUUCAGUAUCGCCGUAAAAAAGUAGCUCAAUCUGACCAAGCCAAUGAAGUGAAGCAGAUCAAGCAACUGUGUGAAAAGUAUCAGACACCAUUUUUGAUUAAUGAUGAUUUAGAUUUAGCUGAACAAUUUAGUUUAGGUGUUCAUCUUGGGCAAUCUGAUGGUGAAAUUUCAGAUGCAGUGCAACGUUUACCACAAGGUGUCAUCAUUGGGCGGACUUGCUUAAACUCAAUUGAGUUGGCUGAAAAAGCAAUCGCUGAAGGGGCAAGCUAUGUGGCCUUUGGCGCAAUUUAUGCAACAUCGACCAAACCUGAAGCAGGUAAUAUUGGCCUAGCAACAUUACAGCAGGCAUCUGAAAAGUUUGAUUUACCUAUUUGUGCUAUUGGCGGUUUAACAGUUGAAAAUUCUCAAGCUGUGAUUGAGGCUGGUGCUGACCUUUGCGCUUUGAAAAUAUUCCUGCCCGUGUCGCAGCUUGGGCACAGUUAUUUGCAGAAACUGCAAAAUCUUAAUUUGUAUCGAUUGAGUCGAUUUAUGAGCCUAUCUCCAAAACAAGAGCAAUUGUUUAAACAAGCCAGUAAACAUAUUCCAGGUGGAGUGAAUUCUCCAGUACGAGCGUUUAAUGGGGUGGGUGGUACGCCAGUAUUUAUCGAAAAAGCCAAAGGUGCUUAUUUAUACGAUGUCGAUGGCAAGCGCUAUGUGGAUUAUGUGGGUUCUUGGGGGCCGAUGAUUUUAGGUCAUGCACAUCCUGAUAUUAUCCAAGCAGUACAAGAAGCAGCAGUUGAUGGUUUAAGCUUUGGUGCACCGACAGUACAUGAAACCACACUGGCUGAUUUGAUCUGUGAAAUCAUGCCAUCAAUUGAAUUGGUUCGUAUGACCAACUCAGGUACUGAAGCAACCAUGACGGCUAUUCGUUUGGCGCGUGGUUAUACAGGUCGUGACAUGAUUGUGAAAUUUGAAGGUUGCUAUCACGGACAUUCAGAUUCUUUAUUGGUUAAAGCGGGUUCAGGCAUGUUGACCAUGGGUGAGCCAACAUCAAAGGGUGUACCUGCUGAUUUUGCCAAGCAUACGGUGACCUUGCCAUAUAAUGAUAUUGAGGCUGUUAAAGCUUGUUUUGCGAAAUAUGGUCAAGAGAUUGCAGGGGUGAUUGUUGAACCUGUCGCUGGAAAUAUGAAUCUGGUUAAACCAAUCAAAGGUUUCUUAGAAACGAUUCGUGAGCAAUGUGAUCAAUACAAAUCAGUAUUUAUUAUUGAUGAAGUGAUGACCGGUUUCCGUGUAGCACUCGGUGGUGCGCAAGCAUAUUAUAAUGUAAAACCUGAUUUAACGACUUUGGGUAAAAUCAUUGGUGCUGGAUUACCAGUCGGUGCAUUUGGUGGAAAACGUGAAAUCAUGGAAUGUAUCGCGCCUUUAGGCGGGGUUUACCAAGCAGGAACCUUGUCGGGUAAUCCUUUGGCUAUGCGAGCAGGGAUCAAAAUGUUUGAAACCCUUCGCCAACCCAACUUCUACACUGAUUUGUCUGCAAAAUUAGAUCAAUUAUUACAGGGUCUACAAGCGGCUGCGGAUGAAGCUGGAAUCCCAUUCUUUACUCAACAAGCUGGUGGUUUGUUUGGUCUUUACUUUACUGAUCAAACCGAAAUUAGCAGUUUUGACCAUAUUUUAAAAUGUGACAUUGAAGCAUUCCGUAAAUUCUUCCAUGGGAUGUUAAAUCGUGGUGUAAACCUUGCUCCAUCUGCAUUUGAGGCAGGCUUUAUUUCAGCUGCACACAGUGAUGAAGAUAUUCAGUUUACCAUUGAUAUGGCCAAACAAGUCUUUGCUGAAAUGCAAGCUUAA